This is a messenger RNA of Osmerus eperlanus (European smelt), 2133 nucleotides long. RefSeq names its product serine/threonine kinase 38 like (gene stk38l). Gene Ontology annotation, biological process: peptidyl-serine phosphorylation; intracellular signal transduction. The coding region runs from base 276 to 1670 and encodes 464 amino acids. NCBI's taxonomy places the organism in Eukaryota, Metazoa, Chordata, Actinopteri, Osmeriformes, Osmeridae. Gene Ontology annotation, molecular function: ATP binding; protein serine/threonine kinase activity. The transcript has 14 exons. The record is from RefSeq and is a predicted model, not a curated record.
AUGAGCUAUGCGAAUGUUAUGCGCAUCGUUCGCCCUAGGAAACUGUGCGUUCUAAUCAACAUUGGGACGCGUCGAAUGCAGUUAAUGCAAAUGAAUAGCCUGCAUUCACAACAAAUAUUCUGUAGGUUAGCAAGCGGUAUAGCUUAGUGAUCACCUCCGGUCGUUUGUAGCGGGGUCACAAUCUCCAAUAUCUUUUGUCAGAUAGUUAUAAACCAUUUGAAGGUGGGCUGGGCAGCUAGCCAUCAUUGACUCUGGAGCAGGACCCGGAGGAUAGUAUGGCCAUGACGGGAGGGACGGCAGCUACCCUUCCCAUGAGCAACCACACCCGAGAGAGGGUAACUGUGGCCAAGCUGACACUUGAGAACUUCUAUAGCACUCUGUUAACCCAACAUGAGGAACGUGAGAUGAGGCAGAAAAAGCUUGAAAAGGUAAUGGAUGAAGAGGGAUUGCCAGACGAAGAGAAAGUGAUGCGUCGCUCUCAACAUGCCCGUAAGGAGACUGAGUUCCUUCGGUUGAAGAGGACCCGACUGGGCCUUGAUGACUUUGAGUCUCUUAAAGUCAUUGGGAGAGGUGCCUUUGGAGAAGUCCGCUUGGUACAGAAAAAAGACACAGGACAUAUCUACGCUAUGAAAAUUUUGAGAAAAGCAGAUAUGUUGGAGAAGGAGCAGGUGGCUCACAUUCGUGCAGAGAGGGACAUCUUGGUAGAGGCAGAUGGAGCAUGGGUAGUGAAGAUGUUUUACAGCUUUCAGGACAAGAGGAACCUCUACCUAAUCAUGGAAUUCCUACCCGGAGGUGAUAUGAUGACAUUGCUGAUGAAGAAAGACACCCUGUCUGAGGAGGCUACCCAGUUCUACAUUGCAGAGACUGUUUUGGCCAUCGAUUCAAUCCACCAGCUGGGCUUUAUCCAUCGAGACAUCAAACCUGACAACCUGCUCCUGGACUCUCGGGGACAUGUAAAGCUGUCAGAUUUUGGCCUGUGCACAGGACUGAAGAAGGCACACCGCACAGAGUUCUACAGGAACCUCACACAUAACCCACCAAGUGACUUCUCCUUCCAAAACAUGAACUCCAAGAGGAAAGCAGAGACAUGGAAGAAAAACCGGAGACAACUGGCUUACUCUACUGUAGGAACUCCAGACUACAUCGCCCCAGAGGUCUUCAUACAGACUGGAUACAAUAAACUGUGUGACUGGUGGUCCCUGGGAGUCAUUAUGUAUGAAAUGCUUAUAGGGUAUCCCCCGUUCUGCUCUGAGACACCACAAGAGACUUAUAGGAAGGUAAUGAACUGGAAGGAGACUCUUGUCUUCCCACCUGAGGUGCCCAUAUCAGAGAGGGCUAAGGAUUUGAUUCUCAGGUAUUGUAAUGAUGCUGAAAACCGAAUUGGUGCGAUGAGUGUUGAGGAGAUAAAAAGCCACGCAUUCUUUGAGCCGGUAGACUGGGAGCACAUCAGGGAAAGACCAGCGGCCAUCUCCAUUGAAAUCAAAAGCAUUGACGACACAUCAAACUUUGAUGACUUCCCAGAGUCAGACAUCCUUCAACCAGUUGCCAAUGUUACGGAGCCAGACUUCAAGUCCAAGGAUUGGGUGUUUCUGAACUAUACCUACAAGCGAUUUGAAGGGCUGACUCAACGAGGCACCAUUCCCACCUAUAUGAAUUCAGGAAAGGCUUGAAAUGGACAAUGGUAGACAGUUAGACACUUGAGACAUCUUUGGGAAGAAGGCUGUGACAAUGCCCUUUUGAUUAUUACGAAGGAUAGUUGACAAAUUUCACUCUGAUGCAGUCACAAUGCCAGAACUACAACAAUAUGAAUGACACAUCAACAAAAACAAACAGCAAUCACAAGAGUGGCAUAGUCAUAUCGUCUGAAUUGCAUAGACUGAUUUAUUCCUGGCUGUUUAUCUAGUGUUACUGACUUCAUUUUAGGGUUCUCACUUUGAGAGAGGAUGUGAUGAGAUGUGUGAUGGAUGUAGCAACAAGUGUAAGCCUAUAUAGAGAGGUAGAAUGCUUAGACCGUAAACUGCAGAGGCUUUAACGCUGAUAUAGCUUAGGUCAGGGGUCCCCAAACUACGGCCCGCGGGCUGAAUACGGUCCCCCAACGCAUUUGGACCGGCCCUCUGAACAAUGCCAGAAAAA